UGCAAGAAAGCUACCAGCCUCCCCCCGUGAGCGAAUAUUGGUCUUCCCUUCACAAAUAGAGAGAUGGGACUUUUGGGCCAAAACCAAACAGAGGAGUUUUUUGCUAUUUUGCCCUCCAAAAGAGGUCUUUAAAGCCAGCCUCAGCUUUGCUCCAAAAUCUCACUUCCCCUUACUCUCCUCCAAUUAGAACUACAGCUAGAGAUAGAGAUAGAGAUGAGCCACUCUUCUCUCAUGUCUACAAUAAAAGAGCUUCUCUUCCUCCUCCCUCCAGCUCUUCUAGCCCUCUUCCUCUAUACCAACCUCAUCAGAAGGAAGAGAAAGAAGCCCAACCUGCCCCCCGGGAGGUCCGGAUGGCCUUUUCUCGGCGAGACCUUCUCCUAUCUCAAGCCUCACCCUGCCACCUCCAUAGGCCAAUUCAUGGAACAACAUGUAUCAAGGUAUGGGAAGAUCUAUAGGUCCAGUCUUUUCGGCGAGCCGACGAUAGUAUCGGCCGAUGCGGGUUUGAACCGGUUCAUUCUCCAGAACGAGGGGAAGUACUUUGAGUGUAGCUACCCGAGGAGCAUCGGCGGGAUUCUCGGCAAGUGGUCGAUGCUAGUUCUUGUCGGAGAGAUGCAUCGAGAGAUGAGGAUGAUCUCACUCAACUUCAUGAGCAACGUCAGGCUCCGUUCGCAUCUCCUCCCGGAGGUGGAGAGGCAUGCUUUGCUUGUUCUUAGGUCUUGGAAGGAGAAUUCAGUCUUCUCGGCACAAGAGGAAGCUAAGAAAUAUACUUUUAAUCUGAUGGCAAAGAAUAUAAUGAGCAUGGAUCCAGGAGAGCCCCAGACUGAGAAGUUGAGAAGAGAGUACAUAACCUUCAUGAAGGGAGUGGUAUCCGCCCCACUGAACUUUCCUGGGACUCCAUACUGGAAGGCUCUAAAGUCACGAUCGACGAUCCUUGGGGUGAUCGAGCGGAAAAUGGAUGAAAGAUUCCAAAACAUGAGCCAGGGACAAGAGAGAUGUGAGGAAGAUGAUCUCCUUGGGUGGGCUCUAAAGCAAUCCAAUCUUUCUAAAGAGCAGAUCCUUGAUCUCUUGCUGAGCUUGCUCUUUGCUGGCCAUGAAACAUCAUCCAUGGCCUUAGCUUUAACCAUCUUUUUCCUCGAAGACUGCCCAAAAGCUGUUCAAGAACUGCAGGAGGAGCACCUUGAGAUUGCCUCCAGGAAGAAACUAAAAGGAGAUCAGUCCGGACUAAACUGGGAAGACUACAAGCAAAUGGAAUUCACCCAAUGUGUUAUAAAUGAGACACUACGGCUGGGGAACGUGGUUAGGUUCGUUCACAGAAAGGUUCUUCAAGACGUCCGGUACAAAGGGUAUGACAUUCCCUGUGGGUGGAAAAUUCUUCCUGUGUUCGUGGCGGUUCACUUGGACUCUUCCUUGUAUGAUGACCCUCACCAGUUCAAUCCUUGGAGGUGGCAGAAGAGCUCUCUUGGGACGACGACAACAAACGACUUCAUGCCAUAUGGUGGCGGCCCCCGUCUAUGUGCAGGCUCCGAGCUCGCCAAGCUUGAGAUAGCAGUGUUCCUGCACCACCUUAUACUAAACUAUCGAUGGGAAUUGGCAGAGCUUGACCAAGCCUUUGCUUGCCCCUUUGUAGACUUCUCCAAAGGUCUACCAAUAAAGGUCCAAUCCAUCACAUGAUACUGUUUUUCUAAGAGUAGGAGAGAGAUUGGAAGUCCAUUCUGGGGCUCAACGAGAAUGUAAACAAUUAACGGGG
Molecule: messenger RNA, 1747 nt
Organism: Elaeis guineensis (African oil palm)
Lineage: Eukaryota; Viridiplantae; Streptophyta; Magnoliopsida; Arecales; Arecaceae
Product: cholesterol 22-monohydroxylase CYP90B52
Biological process (GO): brassinosteroid homeostasis; sterol metabolic process; brassinosteroid biosynthetic process
Molecular function (GO): monooxygenase activity; iron ion binding; heme binding
Source: RefSeq, a predicted model, not a curated record